Messenger RNA from Oncorhynchus kisutch (coho salmon), 903 nucleotides. RefSeq names its product clumping factor B-like. The transcript has a single exon. Bases 1 to 903 code for a protein of 300 amino acids. Lineage: Eukaryota; Metazoa; Chordata; Actinopteri; Salmoniformes; Salmonidae. The record is from RefSeq and is a predicted model, not a curated record.
AUGUACCAGGAGGAUAGUGACUCAGACAUGUACCAGGAGGAUAGUGAAUCAGACAUAUACCAGGAGGAUAGUGACUCAGACAUGUACCAGGAGGAUAGUGAAUCAGACAUGUACCAGGAGGAUGGUGACUCAGACAUGUACCAGGAGGAUCGUGACUCAGACAUGUACCUGGAGGAUAGUGAAUCAGACAUGUACCAGGAGGAUAGUGAAUCAGACAAGUACCAGGAGGAUAGUGACUCAUACAUGUACCAGGAGGAUAGUGAAUCAGACAUAUACCAGGAGGAUAGUGAAUCAUACAUAUACCAGGAGGAUAGUGAAUCAGACAUGUACCAGGAGGAUCGUGACUCAGACAUGUACCAGGAUGAUAGUGACUCAGACAUGUACCAGGAGGAUAGUGAAUCAGACAUGUACCAGGAGGAUAGUGACUCAGACAUAUACCAGGAGGAUAGUGAAUCAUACAUAUACCAGGAGGAUAGUGAAUCAGACAUAUACCAGGAGGAUAGUGACUCAGACAUGUACCAGGAGGAUAGUGAAUCAGACAUGUACCAGGAGGAUGGUGACUCAGACAUGUACCAGGAGGAUCGUGACUCAGACAUGUACCUGGAGGAUAGUGAAUCAGACAUGUACCUGGAGGAUAGUGAAUCAGACAUAUACCAGGAGGAUAGUGACUCAGACAUAUACCAGGAGGAUAGUGAAUCAGACAUGUACCAGGAUGAUAGUGAAUCAGACAUGUACCAGGAUGAUAGUGACUCAGAUAUGUACCUGAAUGAUUGUGAAUCAGACAUGUACCAUGAUGAUAGUGAAUCAGACAUGUACCAGGAUGAUAGUGAAUCAGACAUGUACCAGGAGGAUAGUGAAUCAGACAUGUACCAGGAGGAUAGUGAAUCAGAGUUGAAUACUUGA